Messenger RNA from Parnassius mnemosyne (clouded apollo), 1887 nucleotides. The record is from the annotation of a GenBank genome assembly. Lineage: Eukaryota; Metazoa; Arthropoda; Insecta; Lepidoptera; Papilionidae.
AUGCCGCGAAGAUUAUCAACUGAGGACUUGCGACGAAUACUCGAAGAAAGUGACUAUGAAUUGAGUAACGAUGACAGGGAUUCGAACGGCGGCGAUAGCGAUUUACAAGACGAGCCAGAUUCUGAUAUUUCGGAUCAAGAUCCGAAUAUUUUUGCAGAUGACAAUAUCUAUGAUCCGGAUUUUGAACCAGGUGAGAUUUCCCGCUCAAACAUUGUAACCGAUGACAUUGGUAGUGAUUCACCAGCUGAUAAUUUAUCCGAUAUCGUCAUAAAUUCACCUCGGUCAAAAACGAGCAGAAGGCGGACUGCUGGUGAGAUCAUGCAGCUUACUCUGCAAGAAAUAAAUGAUAUAGAUAGAGAAAAUGGCUGGAGUCAGGACAUCUUACCACUGUCACGUCAACCUUAUAAUAACAGCCCAACUAUUCAUAUCCAAGGUGAACAAUCUGUUGUUUCCAUUUAUCGACGUAUAUUGACCGACGAAGUGUUAGAUCUUAUGGUCACUCAAACAAAUCUAUACGCUUCUCAACUGAAACAGAACGUCAACAUAUCAGUUCAUAGUCGCAUGAAUCGGUGGACAGACAUUACACGCGAAGAAAUGUUGAAAUUUAUUGCCUUGUACAUGUUGAUGGGUAUUGUGAAAUUUCCGACGAUUGAAUCGUGUUGGAAAUUAGACACUAUUUACUACCAUCCAAUAUUUCACAAUGUAAACAUGUCGUAUAAUCGCUUCUCAUCAAUAUUACGUUGCUGGCACUUUGUUGAUUAUGAAGCUCCGAGGGAUCAAAACGAACGUCUGUACAAAAUAAAACCACUUUUGAACCUUGUUAUCAACAACUGGAAGAACUUACUGCCACCUAAUGAAUGUAUCGUCAUUGACGAGUCGACGAUGCCAUUUAGAGGGAGGAUAUCUUUCCGUCAGUACAACCCAUCAAAAGCUCACAAAUACGGCUUGAAAAUCUAUAAACUUUGCACAGAAGAUGGUUUUGUCUGGAACUAUGACAUUUACAUAGGUCGCGACCCCGAGAUCGCUGAUUUGGAUAAGCCGGGAAGUGUCGUAGUUCAGUUAUGUGAUGGUCUUCUAGAAGCUGGACGGAUAAUUGUGUGCGACAACUAUUACAAUACCGUUGGAUUAACAAAAUAUUUGCUGCAGCAUAAGACAGAUUUAUUCAGCACUUUGCGAAUAAAUAGAAAAGAACUUCCAUGGCCAAUAAGAUCGAAAAAAAUAGGACCUAAAAAAGAUGAAGUAGUUGCUCAACAGAAGGACAAUGUAACAGUGAUCAAAUGGAGAGACAAACGCGACGUUGCAAUGAUUUCUACAUGCCAUGACGCUACUAUGCGAAUGUCUUCGGGAUAUCGGCCAAUUUUGAAGCCGGAAGCCGUGCUCUAUUACAAUGAGCGAAAAAAAGGCAUAGAUGUAUGUGACCAGCUUUCAAGUUAUUAUGACCUAAAAAGAAAGUCUCUGGCAUGGUACAAAAAGAUCGCUUUAGAUAUUUUGAUAUGUGCUUCAAUAACAAACGCCACGCUUAUGUAUCGCAAACUACAUUCAACUACUAAUAGAAAAUUACGGAAAACUGUACUACAGAUGCAGCAAGAAAUUAUUAGGGAGUUCUUGCAAUUGAACAAUGCAUCAGAUGCAAGUGCAAUUUCAUUGACUAAUAGUCCAAGACCAUCUACUAGCUUGAUCACAAUUCAGCACUUUCUGUAUAAAAUUCCGUGGAAAGAGGACAAUACAAUUAUCCGAAAACGAUGCCAUGGAUGCUACGAAGACUUGCGAAAAGAAGGUACAAACUGGGAAAUUGCUGCUAAAAGAGUGAAACGAGUGGAUACUGAGUGUUUGCAAUGCAAAAAAUCGUUUUGUUUAUGCGGUUUCCAAAAAAAUCAUAAUAAGUAA